This is a messenger RNA of Racocetra persica, 155 nucleotides long. The record is from the annotation of a GenBank genome assembly. NCBI's taxonomy places the organism in Eukaryota, Fungi, Glomeromycota, Glomeromycetes, Diversisporales, Gigasporaceae.
AAGAAUCAAGACCCAAAACAGGACAGAAUUUCACAGAUCUCACAGAAGAAAGAACACUAAAUAAGAUUCAGGAGGAAACUAAACCAGAAAUCAUUUUACUGACCCCAGAAGAGUGUUUGACAGAAGAGAAGAAAAUUAAAGAAUCAAAGAUCGAG